This is a messenger RNA of Raphanus sativus (radish), 1150 nucleotides long. RefSeq lists its product as uncharacterized. The transcript has 2 exons. Bases 324 to 746 code for a protein of 140 amino acids. The record is from RefSeq and is a predicted model, not a curated record. Lineage: Eukaryota; Viridiplantae; Streptophyta; Magnoliopsida; Brassicales; Brassicaceae.
CUCCAACUAAGCUAAGAGAGAUAACACCUCUCGUUACCUUUUCUUCUAACUAAUCAAACCAAUCUAUUUUUUUUAACAAAUAAAAUAUAUUUUUUUCUAAUUAAUAACCAAACAUUAUUUCCUCACUUUAACAGAAUCAUGAAAACUCUUUCUCCUCCGACAUUUUCUAGAUCCAGAUAUCGUACUCAGACAUGAGAGGUUAGAGAGAUUGAAGCCUAAUCUCUCCAUCUGAAAUUGUCCCUAGUACCUUUUAUCACUUUCGCUUUUCUCGAUUUCUAUGUUUCGAUGAAUUUCAAUUUCAAUUUUUAAAUCCAAAAAUCUCGAUGGUAGUGAAUACAGUGGAGGUGAAAGACGUGAAGGUGGUGGUAGAGGAAACGGUGGAUACCGAGAUGGAGGCGGUGGUGGUUACGGAGGCGAUGGCGGAAGAUGUGAGUGUGAAUACAACGGUGAUGGUUUGUGGGAUGUGGCUACUCAAGUGGAGAAGAUGGUGGCGGAUACGGUGGAGAAAGCGGUGGAUACGGUGGAGGAAGCGGUGGAUACCGCAGUGGAGAAAUCUCGAUGGUAGUGAAUACAGUGGAGGUGGAAGACAUGAAGGUAGUGGUAGAGGAAACGGUGGAUACCGCGAUGGAGGUGGUGGUGGUUACAGAGGCGAUGGUGGAAGACGUGAGUGUGAAUAUAAUGGUGGUGGUCUGUGGGAUGUGGCGGUGGUGGUGGAUAGCAUGGUGGAGAUCGUAGAACAAGAGUGAAAGUUGUGGUGGUUAUGGUUAUGGAACUGGUAGAUACAAAGAUGGUGGAUACGGAAGUUGUGGAUACGGAAAAAGAUACAGUGGAUGCGGAAGAUUUCAGGGUGCAAAAUAGGAUGGUGGAGGCCGUGGUGGUGGUGGAUAGAAGAAUGAAGAUUGUUAUGGUUAUGAAUACGGAGGUGGUAGUGGAUGGCGUGGUGGAGGUGACGGUAGAUACUGGGAGUUGUGGUGGUUAUGAAUACAUAAAUGGUAGAUACAAAGAUGGUGGAUACACAGGUUGUAGAUAUAGAAAUGGAUAUUGUGGAUGUGGAAGAUUUCUGGAUGUGAUGGAGGCUGUGGUGGCGAAUAAUAACAAAUAAUAUAUCAUAAACAAAAUAAAAAAUAAAAUGGUUAGAUCUUGUUUUUUA